This is a messenger RNA of Paramuricea clavata, 2724 nucleotides long. Lineage: Eukaryota; Metazoa; Cnidaria; Anthozoa; Malacalcyonacea; Plexauridae. The record is from the annotation of a GenBank genome assembly.
CCCAUGCUUCACAGUAGGAUUUUCACUAUAAAGAGCUACCAACCACCCGUUAUUCCGUUAAUACUCUUCAAACCCACCAAUAUUUUAAAGGAAUACCUUCAAAUAGUACAUAGAAAUGAUCUAAAUACAUAUAUAUUGUAAUGCAUGCUGUCGUGGUUUGGCUCUGAAAUUCCUGAAAACGAUUAAAAUUUAAAGUUCUUCAGGUACGUGGUCGAGUGGUUGACCGUGGCUCAGAGGACAAAUUACGGGUAUUUUAAAACAUCAAAUACAUCCAAAAUCAAUCGCUACUCACAAAAUAACAACAGUAGAUGAAACCGCAAUCCAAGGACGAACCAAAACCAGUACUUCAGAGAAGAAAUAGCACUUCAGUUGUCAAAAAAUGAAACAAAAAUAUAAAAACAUUCUUUGUUUUCACGUUUUUCAGCGGCCAUCUUGAACCCGAUUCGCUUGCCAGGGCCAGCCGUCAAAAAUGUCCCCAAUUUGUCGACAAGCAAAGCAUGUUCUUUCCAGAGCAAUUUUUAAAAUUUUGAUGUUUAUUUCUUGUUAAAAACGACCUAAAACUGUUCCAAAUCGUGAAGAUAGAAUGGGAAAGGAGUGUAAGACAAAACCUGCAAAAAGCAAAGAGCGAAAGGCGAAGAAAAUAGUCCAACCGAAGCCAAAAACCGAUGCUGAAAAAAAGUACAUCUGCCAUGCGUGUUCCAAGGGUUUCGACAGACCGUCGCAUUUGGCUCGUCACGAGCGCACACAUAGCGGGGAACGUCCUUUUUCCUGUGAAUCUUGUGAUAAAACAUUCAAAGAUAAGUCUCAUUUGGUUUCGCAUAAAGAAACGCACAAUUCAGAAAGAAAUUUCACUUGCAGUGAUUGUGGAAAAGCAUUCCAGACAUCAUCUACUCUCCAUAGUCAUAGAAAAACGCAUGCCGAAGAGAAAGAGAAGGCAAGAAAGCAUCAAUGCGAGACGUGCCUGAAAGUGUUUUCAUCGAAGUGCGAUCUAACGAGGCACGAACGAGUCCACACUAACGAACGGCCGUAUAAAUGUGAGUUCUGCGACAAGAGUUUUAAAAUGAUGUCACACAUGAAACGACACGUGAGGAUUCACACUAACGAGCGACCAUAUCAAUGUCCCGAUUGCAAGAAACGGUAAGAGUCUGGGACUGGAUGCAUCCGACGGAUGAUGUCUCUUGACGGAUGUCCGUCAACCAUUUGCACACAUGAGACAGAUAAUCCCUCUAUGCGCACGAGCCAAGCUGAAAGGUUUGCUUGGCCGCAGUAGGAAUUAAACCCGAGACCAUUGGUUUCCUAGUUCAAUGCUCUACCAACUGAGCUAGGAGGACUGGAGGUUUGACUGGGUGAUAUCACAGAACACAAUCUGUUUCCUUCAAUAUCAAUAGAUUGAGAUCUUGAAGAGCACCUUGAGAAAACCUGAGCAGAGUCAAACUGGAAGCACUCUUCUCACAUGUGACUGAGGUGAAAUUAUAGUGAGACAACUGCAUAUUGUAGGAAUGAAACCUCAGUCACAGAGAUGAACUUAGACACAUGCACUACAGAAAUGAUUUAAUUUUACAAUGUUUCUAUUUCAGUUUCAAACAGUCUGUUGCGUUAGUCCAACAUCAACGCAUACACUCGGGAGACAGACCGCAUGCUUGCACGUACUGUAGCAAGUCCUUCACGCAAGUCACCCAUUUGAUAAACCAUGAACGAACGCACACAGGCGAAACACCAUUUGUUUGUCAGGUAUGUCAUCACGGCUUCAAGCAAGCGUCGGGAUUACUUUCUCAUGCCAGGACACAUGAAAACAUUAAAGCGUACGAGUGCGAGUUCUGCUCCAAGUCGUUCGCUACUGAGAAAGGGUUACUGAACCACGAAACAGUCCACAGUGAAGAGAAGCGUCACAAAUGUCUGCAAUGCAAACGCACGUUCGCUCGUGAAGCAAAUUUGGCAUUGCACAUGAAAACGCACAAGGCGACGGACGCAAAUGAAACGAUGCCCUAUGCUUGUGGGACUUGUAAAAGACAUUUUGAAACAGAGGUGUUGUUGCUAGCUCACAAAGCUUUGUGCAUGGUAGGGAAGCCGUUUCGAUUCAUGGCUUACGAUGAUAUGUUUCCUCAAUCCAACCAGGUUGCGAAUCUCGGCGAGCCAAGUGGCGCUUGUGCUGCAGAGGUUGUCGUCACUAUCGAUAGCUCUGGAGAUAUUGACAGUGUAGAAAUAUCGGCACUUGUUAACGAGAAUGAACAGUCGAUGACUACAGACACUACAGUAUAAACAAUGAAUAUAUUUUGUUGGUAAAUGCACUUGUAGUUUUUGUAAUUUAGUGAUAUUAAUUGAUUCUAGCUGUACAUACAAAUGGCUUAAUAAUAGUAAUAAAAUAUAUUGAAAGUUAAUUAAUUUGUCGAUUUACAUUCUCAGACAUUCCAACUCUCCCGAUUUUACCGGGAGUCUCCCGAAAAUUCAUGCAAUCUCCCGGUCUCCCGAUUUUUAUCAAAUUCUCCCGAUUUUUCAGAAUAUUCAGGAAAUAUCAUAAAAAAUUAUAAAUAUACUGUUUUUAGCAACAUAAUAGUCUGUCUUGACCUUUUUUGAAGUUGCUUUAUGGCAAUUUAUAGGAUCACUUAUAACAACAUAUUCCCAAAAUGCAGGAAACGCCAUUUCAGAAGACUUAAUUUUUAUUACUUUUUCCCAGAAGAACUAGAUUUCAAUUCACUGAACAGUCUCCCUAAUUUUUACCUCCAG